UCGUGCACAAACUUUUGUUUCAGGAAGGUCUUGGGGAAUCACCUCUUAACAGAAGUCAAGAAGGAACAUACAGCUCAAGUCGCCGUAGUAGUCAAGAAGAUAUAAGAUGGCCAAGCAGUGAAACAAGACCUUGGAGUAGUACAGAUUCUGAUAGCUCUGGACGUCCUUUGGGAACUAAGUUAAGCAGCAGUUUUGAAACAGAUACACCUGCCCAAACUGGAAAAAGUUCUUUUGCUGUUCUGGCAAAAAAUGAGAAUGAAAAUAAAGCUUUCUUAUUGCCAACUAAAUCGCCACGUCCUGUCAUAACGAAAGCAAGUAGUUUUGGGGGUAUUUCUGUAUUGUCACGGGAAAAUUCAUGUGGACGAAAUAAUACUCCAAGAAUAACAAAAGCAGAAUCCUUUAAUGUAACAACCAUUUCAAGUAGUCCUGUUCCAACAUACUCUGAUGUUUCAUAUGAACCUCAAGAACAUCUACCAAAAGCUUCACCAAGUCCAACAAAUUUGGUCUCAUCUGCAGUAUCUCAGCCAAAUACACCCUGCCAAUGUCCUCCAACUACUACUGAGCAAACAUUCCCUGUGGUUGCUGGUCAGCCUACUGAAAUUCAAGUUCCUUGCAUCCAGGAUACUGGCCAGCAGGCAACAAGUUGGCAGUCAGGGAAUCAGGAUCAUACGAAAGAUUUCAGUUCUUCAGUUGUUGGUGAAACUUUGAUGUGGCCAUAUUCUGCUGGCACUGAUUUGUUGCUUCCAGGAGGUCUUCUCGUCAAGCCUCAUACAGGUUGUCAGAGAGUAGCAUUUACACCUUACCAGCCUCUUGCAGUGACUGCAGCUGAUCAAGCACCAACUGCUGCUGAUCACACACCAUCAGGAACCUCUCUUUCACCAUCCAGUCAAUCAUCACAGCGUCAACCACCUCAUUCUGCAUUGCCAUCACAAAUGCAGCUGCCUCAGCCAACUGUAAAUACUUCAUCAUCACCUGCAGUGUUUUAUGUACCGUAUGUUUCACAAGUUCAGUCUUCUAUUGCUCAUCAGUCAUCGUUAACCCCUGUACAAAAUGUUAGGCAUCAAGCACAGUCAAGUAAAUUUUUAACUGAACCUAGGCCUGUUGUUCUGUUUCCUGUUUGUUAUGUACAACAUACCUCAAACAUUCAUCCAGUACGCCAUGCAUUUUCUCCAAAUAACCCUCAACAGAAUGUUCAGUGUCCCUCUCAAAGUGCCGGGAUGCAUGGUCAGAAUGUAACUGAUAUGAAAAGCCAUGGGUCUGUUGCUAGUUCUUAUCUUUUAAGUCCUCAAUAUGUGCCCUCUUUUCCUACUGUGGCAUAUACACAAAGUGGAGAAAAUCCUCAUGUAACAACUGGAUCACCUUCACUUUAUUCAUAUAACACUGUUAUUGUGGGGAAUCCUGCAAGUACAUGCCAGACAUCUCAUAAAUCACAGUUUACUAGUCCUCCUUCUCAGCCUUCUGUUUGUGUUCAGCAAUCUGUGAUGCAAAUGCAGACUACACAUGUUACCCUCCCUCCAGUCUAUGUGUCUAUCACUAGCAGCACUCAGUCACCUGCUACUCGAACUCAUGCAGGUGGGCAUGUAGCCGCACAGUUUUCAUCUCUGCGUUCUCAGUCACUUCCAGUGUCAUCAAGCUCCCCUUCAGGUGCACUUAAUCAUCCACUGAACUCCGGGACUCCAUUUUUAGGGUACACAGUAUGUACACCGCCUGUUCAGGGCAUACCACCACAGUCAUCAUUGGCAGCUGUGACUGUCAAUCAAAAUACUCAUGCUGCAGCUCAACCGUCUCAAUUUUCCCCUGCAUAUGUAUCUGCAUUUCAGGUUUUGCAGCCAAAUGUGCCAUUGGUUGCAAAUAUCGGAAGUAGUAGUUCUCAGAGUGUAAUGUGCUCGCAAUUUCCCACUCCUAUAUCUACAGUAAGUAAGGUGCCUCUGAGCUUCCCUUUUGUGAAACAAGCAAGUGAUCCUGGUAUUGGGGAGCAUUUAGCAGUUUCUAAUGCUGUUCCGAAGAUAUUUGAAUGGAUCAGAUUUCGUGGAACUUCCUAUUUAAAUGAUCUUUGUCUGAUCGGUCCUCCCAUGCAGCAGCAUCUUGGGCCAUUGCUGUUGCCACAGCUGCCAUCAAUCGCAAGGUUUCCACGUGCUUCCAUUUCACACCAUUCUCCUGCCAAUCGCCCUCCUAAAACUAGAAAACAACGUUCAAAAGGAAGUAGUUCAAGUUCAACAACUCAUGUAUCUCAAUCUGUCUUUGAAGUGGGAGGAAACCGUGUUUUAGAAGUGGAAGGUUUGCCUGGGGACAUGAGGAAGUAUGAUGUUGAAAGGUAUUUAGAAGAAGUGGCAGAAAAUGGUGCAAAAAUAUAUUUCGUGAAUUCUGAAAGUUUGGAGAUCUUGGAGGAAGGAAGUGAUUUACUUGCUAGUAGUAAAUAUAUAGUACUUGCUGUAUUUGAUAGUGAUACAGCAGCACAAAAUGCUCUCCUGAGCAUAAAAACAUCUAAGUUUCAACUUCGCCGCUGGCAUAGAUCACAAGACUGUGGGAAGAUGAAAAAAAGUUAGUUAUGUAACUUCUGUGUAAAGCAGUUGAGGAGACUAUUUUUUUAUAAAAACAUAAUAAAACAAUAGAUAUUUAUUGUUCUAUGGAAGAGUAUAUAAUUUAUAAGUUUUUGAAAAGAUUUUAAAAUAUGGAAGUUUUAACUGUCACAAAGUCUGUUUUAAAAGAGUUGAAAGAAACUUAUCAUAUUCAUAAAGUCCUAAGCAACAAACACUUUAUCUUUAAAGGUGCAUUUAAAAUUUCAAUGAGUUAUAGUAUUUAAAUCUGCAGAUGUAAAUCUUUUAAGUAGGCUUGAGGACAGUCUUAUCAAAAAGUACUGACUUAAUGUCUCAUGCUAAAAAAUUCCUAUUCAUGCAAAAGUAUUGCUAAUUGUUUGAAACUUCUAUUAUUAUGCAUUUUACGUUAAUGUUGUACAUGUUAAAAUGUAAACCAUUAUCGGAAUUAUAAAAGCAUUCAAAGUCAGUUGUUUUUAGUUUCAAAUGUUUACAUGAAUUACUCUGUUACAUGCUUUAUAUUUGUUGGAAAAAUUUAAAACAUAUAACUUUAUUUAAAAUGAUAUAUUUAUAUAUAUGUAAUGUAUGUAUAUGUAUAGAGAGAUAUUUAUUAUUUAUUUAAUCAUGAAAUAGUAUUUUGUAUUAAAAAAUGAACUGGAUGUGAUAAUUCACUUGAGAAUUUAGAAAUUUUAAGUGUGUUAUGUACAUUUAUUUAUCAGUUAACUAUGUUUAUCAUAGAUAUGUGUUAUAUGGCCAAAGUUAAGUAAUGGAAAUAACACAACUGUUUUUAUUAAAAUGUUAACUAAAUGAGUUUCCAUCUAGUUCACAAAUAGCUUUCUGUGAUUUGUUUUCUUGUCAUUAUACACAUUUUUGUGAAAAUAAAAAUUAUAUGUUACUUUUUUCUAUUUGUAAACUUUUUGUGUGGCAACAUUUUGGUAAUAAUUUUUAUUCAUUGUAGUUAUUGUAACAACUUUUUAUCCAUUCUUCCCACUUUGUUUUUAUAUUUAUUCUCAACUUCUUUGAAAUAAUGUUUUAAGUGAUAAAUAAUUUAUGUACUGUAAAACAUCUGGCUUGGUAUUAAUUUAUAAAUUAUCUAUCGUUAAGAAAGUUUCCCUUUAUUACCUUUGUUUCAUUCUUUCCCUCCCUUGUUUCUCAAUUUCUAAAAUCAGAAAGUUGUUUUUCUUUUAUGAGAAAACUACUUGAACUCUGCUAUCAAACAGCAGUCAUAUAUGAAUUUUAAAUAACUCUUUAUUAUUUUCCAUUCCCUUGUUUAAUGAAUUACAGUUUUUCAUUUAAAUUUAGGCAUGAAAAUACACUUUUUAAUUAGCAACUAUAUGUUGCUGCAUAAUAUAAAUAACUGUCUAGGUAAAAAAUUCAAUAUUUUAAGUAUAGAAAGUUUUGCUGUACAAAUUCUAAAGCAUAGCAAAUAUUAAGUUUUAUACUCACUACUUCCAUUAAGUUUUUUUUUUUUUGUUGUUGUUUGUUUUGUUUUGUUUUUUAAAUCCAAAUACUUCUACUGUGAGUGGUAUACAUAAAUAUUCUCUAAAUUUCAGGAAUAAAAUUGUGUGUUUAAUAUUUUUCAGGGGCUUAUGGGAGAGUUUUUUUUUUUAUUAAUUAAGCCACUGUCAUUGAAAGACAAUGAAAAAGGUGUUGCACUGUGUUUUUCUUAAAUAUAUUAUAGUGAAAUAUUAUAAAAGUUUAUAUUUAUCUAUAAGAAAUUUUAGACCCUGUUCUAGUGUGAGUAUUAUAAAAUAUUUUUAUGCAAAAUUUUUAUUUUCGUUUCAUAUAUAUCAUACUGUUGAACUGUACAUGAUAAAAUGAUAAAGCAAGUAUUUUCUAAUACACAGGUUGGAAAAGCAGAUGAUACAUGUGUGCAUACAGUAACUGUACUUCAACUCAAUGCACUAAUGAUGUCUUAAUACUGAAAAAUUAUUCUCUUCAAAACUAAAUCCAUUAUCCAGUUUAAAAUUUUGAUGCACUGAUGCCCAAUUUUAGUUAACGUCAAAUCAUCGUAGGAAUUUCAAAUAUUCAUUUUUUAGGAAAGUGUUUACAAAAUUUUUACUGUUUUUUUCUUCAGUAUUUAGUGUAAACGAUUGUAACUAAAAGUCUUAAUUUGCUUUCCAUAUUUUCUUAAAAUUUUAUGUCUAAGAAACAGGUUUUAUUGAAUAUUUUGGUGUGUUUGAAUUAUUAUAUCUUGAAUAUGAAUAUCUAUAACAUGGAUUUCAGUAAUAAUAAUAAUAAUUGGGCAAUUUAUUUUAUAUAUAAUUAAUGUGCAGUACAGUUGACCCUUGAACUACAUGAGUUUGAACUGCACAGUUUUCCUUAUAUCCAUAUAUAUAUAUAUUUCUUAGGUAAAUAUAUAUGAAAAUGGUUUUAGAUUUUAAGUAGUUUGAAAAAAAGUUAGCAGAUAAAGUACUUAAUCUGCCAAUAUUUAUGAGAUGUUUAUAGAUUCGGUAGAAACGUUUAAUGUAUUCAUCACGUAUCCCCAUAAAAUAAGUAUUAUCUGUUACAAAAGUGCAAAAUUUACAAGUAUGCCAGUGCUUGUAUACUUCAUGUGCAGCAUUGGCAGUGAGUGAAGUAUGAAGAAAUGAUGAUAAAUCAAAACAUUAACUGUAUUAUAGAGUGUCCUAAAUUGAAGCAAUCCUGCAACCAUCUUCUGUUUACUGGAGGGAACUCGGGUGCUAUGAGCAUCUGCUUAAAAAGUGCCAUCUAACACUGGUCAUCUCUGCCUGAAUAGUCAACUUCGUAAAUUGUGUGAUUUUUCAUACUUCAUCAUUUUUCAUCGUGCUUAGUUUUUUUCCCCCUUCCAGUUUUUGAUUAGUUUUAAAACAGGCUAUUUGUUUAAUCAUUAAAGGGCAAAAAUUUAUACUUGGUUUUGAAUUGUGCCAUAUGAUGGAAUGCCUCUGUAUAUCAAGGGUUUACUGUACUCACUUUAUGAGCUUUGGGUGUUCUUUAUGAAAAUCAGGGAUAUGAAUAUGCACACAAUAUAAAAUUGCAUUUAGAUAGAAGAGGAUCAUUUCUGUGAAAUAUUGGUAUAUGUGAUUCAUUCACAAAUAUCUGCAGACUUUGUGCAGUUGAAUAAUUAGCCAGGUAUUGAGUAUUCUCUCACUUCCAAUUGUUACCCAUUGCACUUGUUUUACUGAUUGAGUACUAAUAACUGUGAAUGAAUGUUUUCAGUAUGGUCAGUACUUCUUCAUUUAAUAGAUGUUGAAGUUGACACUGUUAAAGUUAAAUAAAUGUGUGAAGGAAAAUUUCAUACUCUGUUGCUUGAUGUUUAUUUUCAUGCACCCUGUAGCUGAAUGUACAAAGGUUACUAUUAUUCAAAAUUUAGAGUUUUGUUAUGAAUUUUGCUGAACAGAUUUAUAUUUCUAUGGCUGAAAGUUGUGAAUCAAAUUAUUAUCUCUAACCUGUUCAUUUUGUAAGUUAACAUCUAUAAAUCAUGAAUUUUCAAAAAGUUACAUUAUUUACAUUUUUUAGUAGACAUUUAAUUGUUAUUAUUAAAUAUGUGGUUCCCAUUAUUAUUAUUACUACAUUUUUGAGUAGGUGGUGAAAAAUUGCUGUAUGAUAUUUAGCUUUUGACUGUGAUAUUUUAGACCAGUAACAUACUGAAUAGAAAUAUUUUCUGCACAAGACAGCCAUUAUUAAAAGCCCGUACUGCGCUUCUAAUUUUAUUCUUGUGAACAAUUUAUCUCAAAAUUUUCAGUAUUUCAAUUUUGAUUUUAUCGGAUAAGAAUUUAUGCGAGUGAACACAGAAAAGUAUCUUUUGGCACCAUAACAUAUUGUGUGAUACAUGCAUGAAAAAUAUUUUUAGCACCACCUGUAUUUCCUGGCAUAAAGAAAGUUGCCCUUGUGCUUUUUGAUUCUCUUUCAAUUAUAUGUUACAGUAUGCACUUUUUAAACUCUCAGAAUGUUAAUAUUAAAUAUUUAAUGAUAAAAUGUGAAUAAGAAUUUUUCAUUAUAAUUUUGUAUUAUGCAAAUAUUUUUUUUUAAUACAACUCUUUGAAAAUAUUGAGCCAAUGAACGUUUUGAAAUUUUGUGAUAACAAAGAAAGAAUGUUUAGUAAAAUUUAAAUACUGUCAUGUAUAGUAUUUGAUGCAAAUAUCAAAAAUCAUCAGUGCUAAUGGACAUAUGACACUGUUAAGUUGUCAUGUAACCUGGAAGUAAAAGAAAGACUGUAGAAAAAUAUUGUUAUACAAAACAAAAAUAAAGAUUUUUAUUGUGUAA
This is a messenger RNA of Stegodyphus dumicola, 6758 nucleotides long. It is a transcript of the gene enc, whose product is annotated as R3H domain containing protein encore. Gene Ontology annotation, molecular function: nucleic acid binding. The record is from RefSeq and is a predicted model, not a curated record. NCBI's taxonomy places the organism in Eukaryota, Metazoa, Arthropoda, Arachnida, Araneae, Eresidae.